AUGGCAACCUCAGAUCCCUCCUCUCUUGACUUCGGUCUAGAAGGCUUUCAAAAACUUAUUGAAGAAUAUAAAGCUAAAGAACUGCAAAUUAUGGAGCUAACCAAACAGUUAGAACAGCUCAAAAAAGAGAACACAAGAUUACAAUCACAAAUCAAAUCUUCACCUGACCAAUUCAUAAAUACCCACCAUUUUGAUCAAAAAAAAGCUCAUGAACUUAAAACUGCUUUAGGAAAUGUAGUAGAUGAGAUUUUAACUAAUAAUAAGGAGCAUACAAACCGUCCAAUGGUAUUUGGUCAACAAAGACCGUCGUGGCCUUUGGGUUCAAACUCCAAUGCUACCCACAAUGAAGUAAAUCAAUUAAUCGAAUUGGAGGAAAAUGGGUCAAAAAGUACUAAUAAUAACACAAUCAAUCAUGUUCCAACUCAUACGAACCAUAUUCCUACUAGUCAUGAACCAAUCAUCGAUUCUCAUCCACAAUUCAAUCAUGCCCAAGUGAGACCGUCAGAUGACAAUAAACUUAUUGGUGAGGCGACUUUAAGUCAUCAACAUCAAUUUCCUGUUAUUCCUGAUGGAAAAGUGGACCCCUACAAUCCACAUAAUCCACGGCGUUUCGUCAGCAAUAGUCAUUUCAAUAAUCCUAGCAACCCUAACAGUAUCAGCCUUAAUAAUAACCCCAACAAAAAUAAUAAAAAGAUUAAACCUGACAAACCCGUUUCCAAUUUACCGAAAUACACCGUGUUUAUAGCAUGGACUGGUUCAAUGUCUGCGGAGGGUUUGAAGGCUUUAUUUGAAAAUGAUGAGGUUCGAUUCUUACCUAAUAAACAAUUCGCUCAUGUGGAUUUAAAGACUGAAGCCGCUAAGAAUAAGGCUUUAAAACUUAACGGCGAGGUGAAGUCACAAGAACAAGGAAGAUUACGAGUAGAAGAAGGAAAACCUCGUGGUAACAAUUCCACAG
This is a messenger RNA of Cetraspora pellucida, 955 nucleotides long. NCBI's taxonomy places the organism in Eukaryota, Fungi, Glomeromycota, Glomeromycetes, Diversisporales, Gigasporaceae. The record is from the annotation of a GenBank genome assembly.